CAACUCUGCACUGAAAACGUCUUGUGGCUUCUUCAUUCUCUACUUCAGGAUGAAUUUUCAAAUCUUUGCUCUGGUGAUGAUGCUCCUGGCCUGUGUGGAGCACAGCCUGGCCUCCUGUGUGGUGGACAGCUUCACAGUCAAACAGGACUUUGACCCCAAAAGAUACGCAGGGAAGUGGUAUGCUCUGCAGAAGAAAGAUCCUGAGGGUUUGUUCCUGCAGGACAACAUCUCUGCUGAGUACACGGUUGGCGAUGAUGGCUCCAUGGUGGCCUCCUCCAGAGGCAGAGUCACUCUCUUUGGGUUCUGGGUUGUCUGUGCUGACAUGGCUGCUCAGUACACAGUCCCUGACCCUGGCAACCCUGGUAAAAUGUUUAUGGACUACCAGGGCCUGGCCAGUUACCUGUCCAGUGGCGGUGACAACUACUGGGUCAUUGAUACAGACUAUGACAACUAUGCCAUCACCUAUGCCUGCCGCACCCUGAAGGAUGACGGAACCUGCGAGGAUGGCUAUUCUCUAGUCUUCUCCCGCAACCCCCGUGGCCUCCCCCCUGCCAUCCAGAGAGUGGUCCGCCAGAAGCAGGAGGAAAUCUGCAUGGCCGGACAGUUCCAGCCUGUGCUGCAGUCCGGAGCUUGCUAAACAAAUGCUCAUCUGGGGCAUGUUGAGCAACCCUACAUUAA
Messenger RNA from Neolamprologus brichardi, 678 nucleotides. RefSeq names its product purpurin-like. NCBI's taxonomy places the organism in Eukaryota, Metazoa, Chordata, Actinopteri, Cichliformes, Cichlidae. The record is from RefSeq and is a predicted model, not a curated record. Gene Ontology annotation, molecular function: retinol transmembrane transporter activity; retinoid binding.